This is a messenger RNA of Dermatophagoides farinae (American house dust mite), 2311 nucleotides long. RefSeq lists its product as uncharacterized. Lineage: Eukaryota; Metazoa; Arthropoda; Arachnida; Sarcoptiformes; Pyroglyphidae. The record is from RefSeq and is a predicted model, not a curated record.
UAUAAUUGGCCGAUAGAUGGCAUUAAAUGACCAAACACAUGUCUAGCCAAAACAACUGAUCGAUCAACAACAUUCGAUUCUUGUUAUGAAUUGAAAAUUUCACAAGUGUAAAAAAAAGUUUGUAGCCAAAAAAAUGGCCAAUAUUGCGAAGAUUAAUUGGCAAAAAGAUUUUCAUAUCGAUGAAAUCGAUGACCAUUGUUUCAUUGCAAAUCUUGAUAAUAAAUUUAAUGCAAAUUAUCUUCAAUGGUCACCUGAUAAUCAAUUUUUGGCCGUUAAUUUAAUGGAUAAAUUAUUGAUAUUCGAAACAAAUAUUCAUCGUUUACAUGGCGAAAGACGUAAUCUUCUCAAUGAAUGUGUUGGUAAACGACUUGGAUUUCGUUCGACUCAUAUCAAACCUGAUUCCGGAUUCAAAUAUAAAAUAAUCACCGCAAAUGAAAUGAAUACAGAUUUCUGUUUUGUUUCGCCUGAUGCUGAGCCACAAUUUAUUGAUUUUAAAUUCGCUCCAUCAACAGAUGCAAAUUGUUAUCAAAUUUUAGCCUGUCUUAGCGAUCAAAAUGUUCUCACUAUUUAUCUGAAUUUAAGUCCAUUCGAAUGGCGACAAAUAUCUAAUGUAACCAGAUUUUUAAUUGAAUCUUUGCUUGAACAACAAUCGUCGAAUAAUGAUGAUGAUUAUUUCGAUCAAUUGAAUAGAAUACGUAUUAGUGCAUUUGAAUGGCAUCCAGAUAUUGAUAAUGAUCUUCCAAAUGAAACUGUUCAUCGUUUUCUAUAUUUCACAACUAAAGAUGGUCAUCUUUAUUCGUUACGUUUAAUUAUCGAUCGUGAAACGGAUUGUCAGCUAAAAAUACUGCGGAAAAUUCAAACCAAAUCUGAAAUCAUUACAAUUAAACUGCUGGGCUCAAUAUUAUUAUUGAUUCAAUAUCGUGAUGGUAGAAUAGAUUUAUAUGACCGAAAUUUUGAGACGAUGACAUCAUUAUGGUCGGAAAAAGAUUAUCGAAUUGGAUUGAAUUUUGCCUACAAACAAUUGUGUAAUGAUGAAAUUGAAAUAAUUUUCUCUAAAUAUGAUUUCAUCAUCAUUGCUCAUGUUAAUACGAUUACGAUGGAAUUGGAAUCAUUGAAAGAAAUUUCCAUUAAACAGCUAAAUGAUGAAUCUAUGGAAUUUCAUUAUGAAAAUAUUUUUGCCAUAUUCAAUAUGAACAAUUAUUAUUGUCUAACAACAAUGAAUAAUGAUUUAUAUUCAUUCGAAUUUUAUGAUAUCGAUUCAACAUUUGUGAUGAGAAAAUUAUUACAUCCUUCAAUGAAAAAACAUCCGAAUGAUGUUCAUUAUGCAUCAAUAUCAUCAUCAUCAAACAAUGCAUUAUUGGCCAUAUUAAGUCGACAAAAUCGUUUCAGUGGAAAAUGUACAAAUUUCAAGUCAAAAAACGUUCGUCUAUAUAUUGUUACCACGCACACUGCCAAUCCAUCCUCGACCAUUUUAUCAUUGACAAAUCGUUUGUUUUCUACUAAUUUCCAUUCAUUUAAUCUAGCUGAUCUUUUGUUUAUGAUACGUUAUAAUUUAUUACGUUCUAAUUCCAUCAAAGAUGGAUUCAAUUUGAUCACUGAUAUUCUACUACGAAAAGUUCCAAUAUGGUUAGAAAAAUCCAAUAAUAAUGAUGAUCUCAUUGUUUGGCCAUAUCGAAUCAAAUGUAUCAGAUAUCUAGCACGUUAUUGUCUGAUUGAUGGCGAAAAAUAUCUUCUUUAUGACGAUGAUAAACAAAUUGAUCACGAAAGACUUGAAAAAUUAAUUGACAUAUUAAACAGGCUCAUUAUGAAAAAUCAUUUCAAACAAUCAUCAUUACAUUUAAUGAAAAUCAUUGUGAACAAUAAUCGAUUGAAUAAUGAAUUAUGUAUCGAACAAUUGAUUUCACUUGCCAAUCUUAUCAAGGCUAAUGUUAUCGAUUUUCUACCCGAUGAAAUUGUAAAACAAAUUAUAGAAUCAGUUGAAAAUAUACCACAGUAUUGUCCUAGUUGUAAUAACAUUGUCAAAAAUCCGGCAUCAUUUUAUCUGGAUCAUUGUAAUACAAAACAAAAUUGUAAUGGCCAUCAAUUUGAUGUGGAUUCAAAUUCAUUAAUGAUAUUGAAUCCUAUUGAACAUUCGAUUGAAUCCUGUCUAAAAUGUUAUGAAUCAAAACUAUUUAUUCGAGAUGAUCGAACAAGCCUUUGGCAAGAACCACAAAUGUAUCCAUUUCGUUUUGCAUCCAAAUGUUGUUUAUUUUGUAUUUGAUUCAAACAAAACUCUUGAGUGACACCAAAUCAAAAUAAAUAAAUUUUACAA